UACAAGAAGACUACCUGGGUCCUGGGAGAUUGUUAAAGAAUCAGUGGGUUUUGCCCGAAGUCUUAAUUGUUACUCUAUAUUUGGUUUAUCAUUCGAUGUAUGGUUGCCUCUACAUGGAGUAAUUGUUUCAUUAUAAAAUUCCUCUCGUUUGCCGUGGUUGGUCGCGCGCUUUUCGUAGACUACACUUUGAAAAUAUCGAAAACGAUGCCUAAAAAAUAAGGAGGUUCUAAUCUUGGCGCUUCAGCAAUCGAGCAUCCAAGACACAGGCAAGAACAUCCCCAGAUUGUAAACCAAGGCAUGGCUGGUUCAAGUGACAACAGUGCCACCAAUAUCAUAAUGAACCAUGACUUCUCUGGAGGAUUGCAUUCUUGGCACCCAAAUUGCUGUGAUUACUUUGUGGUUUCGACAGAGUUAGGUCACCCAGGAUUCUUAAAAAAGCCAGGUGGUAAUUAUGCAGUUGUCUCAAAUCGAAAAGAAUGCUGGCAGGGCUUGGAGCAAGAUAUCACGAACAUGGUUUCUCCAGGUUCCACUUAUUAUGUUUCUGCAUGUGUUGGGGUAUCAGGACCUAUUCAGGGACUGACUGAUGUCCUAGCAACUUUGAGACUGGAAUAUCGGGAUUCACCAAUUGGCUAUUUGUUCAUUGGAAAAAUUUCUGUGUCGAAGGAGAGGUGGGAAAAGUUGGAAGGAACAUUCUCCCUGUCAACCAUGCCUGACCGCAUUGUUUUUUUCUUGGAAGGCCCUUCUCCUGGAGUGGACUUGCUUAUACAAUCAGUAGUUAUUACCUGCUCCAGUCCAAGUGACUUAGGCGAUACAAGCAAUCGAUGCCACAAUACUGGAGUUAGAGAUGAGAACAUCAUUUUAAAUCCCAAAUUUGAGGAUGGCCUGAAUAACUGGUCAGGAAGAGGCUGCAAGAUUGUCUUGCAUGAUUCGAUGGCUGAUGGGAAAAUUGUCCCCCAGUAUGGAAAAGUUUUUGCAUCUGCAACUGAACGUACCCAGAGCUGGAACGGAAUCCAGCAGGACAUAACUGGAAGAGUGCAGAGAAAGCUAGCUUAUGAGGCUGUUGCUGUAGUUCGGAUAUUUGGUAACAAUGUUACCAGUGCUGUUGUGCAGGCUACUUUAUGGGUCCAAACGCCAGAUCUCCGAGAACAAUAUAUAGGCAUUGCCAAUCUGCAGGCAACAGAUAAGGACUGGGUACAGUUACAGGGAAAGUUCCUUCUAAAUGUUAACCCUAAAAGGGUUGUAAUUUACAUAGAAGGUCCACCUGCAGGCACUGAUAUUCUUGUCAAUAGUUUUGUUGUAAAGCAUGCUGAGAAAAUACCUCCCUCACCUCCUCCAGCAAUUGAGAAUCCUGCUUAUGGAGUUAAUAUAAUUCAGAACAGUAAUUUGAGUGAUGGAACCAAUGGGUGGUUUCCUCUUGGUAAUUGCACUCUCGGUGUUGCAACUGGUUCCCCGCACAUACUUCCACCAAUGGCAAGGGACUCCCUUGGACAUCAUGAACCAUUAAGCGGUUGCUGCAUCCUUGCCAGUAAACGCACAGAGACUUGGAUGGGCCCUGCACAGAUAAUCACAAAUAAUAUCAAACUCUUCUUGACAUACCAGGUAUCUGCUUGGGUUAAGAUUGGUUAUGGAGCAACUGGUCCUCAAAAUGUGAAUGUUGCACUUGGAGUGGAUAACCAAUGGGUCAAUGGGGGAGAAGUUGAGAUUAGCAAUGAAAGAUGGCAUGAAAUUGGUGGGUCAUUCAGAAUUGAAAAGCAGCCGUCUAAGGUCAUGGUUUAUGUGCAAGGUCCUGCUCCAGGUGUUGACUUCAAGGUUGCUGGACUUCAAAUUUUCCCUGUUGACCGAGAGGCACGAUUUAAACAUUUGAGAAGGCAGACUGACAAGAUCCGUAAGCGCGAUGUCACCCUGAAAUUCUCAGGUGUGGAUUCUAGCGGUACCUUCGUUAAAGUCAGACAAACACAAAACACUUUCCCCUUCGGUUCUUGUAUGAGCAGGUCAAACAUAGAUAAUGAAGAUUUUGUUAGAUUCUUUGUGAAAAAUUUUAACUGGGCUGUGUUUGGAAAUGAAUUGAAAUGGUAUUGGACCGAAGCACAGCAAGGACACUUCAACUACAGAGAUGCUGAUGAGAUGUUGGACAUGUGCAUUAAAAACAACAUAGAAACCCGGGGUCAUUGUAUCUUCUGGGAAGUCGAAGACACAGUCCAGUCAUGGGUUAAAGCUCUGAACAAAAAUGACUUGAAGAAAGCUGUUCAAAAUCGUCUAACUGGCCUACUCACUCGGUACAAGGGAAAAUUCAGGCAUUAUGACAUGAACAAUGAGAUGUUGCAUGGAUCUUUCUAUCAAGAUCAGUUGGGCAAAGAUAUCCGUGCAAACAUGUUCAAGAUUGCCAAUCAGAUAGAUCCAUCCGCUACCCUUUUUGUAAAUGAUUAUCAUGUUGAGGAUGGAAAUGACACCAGAUCAUCUCCAGAAAAGUAUAUAGCACAGAUUCUUGAUUUGCAAGAACAAGGUGCUCCCGUUGGAGGAAUUGGAAUUCAAGGACAUAUAGAUAGUCCUGUUGGGCCUAUUGUCUGUUCUGCUCUUGAUAAAUUGGGUAUUCUUGGUCUUCCAAUCUGGUUUACAGAGCUUGAUGUAUCUUCCAUUAAUGAAUAUGUUAGAGGGGAUGAUUUGGAAGUCAUGCUUCGAGAGGCUUAUGCUCAUCCUGCAGUGGAAGGCAUUAUGCUCUGGGGAUCUUGCGAGUUGUUCAUGAGCCGAGACAAUGCUCACUUGGUUAAUGCAGAAGGUGAACUCAAUGAAGCUGGUAAAAGAUACCUUGCUCUUAAAGAAGAGUGGCUGACUGGUGCUCGUGGGCAUAUUAAUGAGCAAGGAGAAUUCACAUUUAGAGGAUUUCAUGGGACAUAUAAGGUGGAAAUUGCUACUCUUUGCAAGAAGAUUACAAAAACAUUUGUUGUUGAUAAGGGAGACACUCCUCUGGUGGUAUCCAUAGAAUUGAAGUAAGUUCUCAAAUAUCAAGUGAUUGCUGAUGAACAAACUAAAAAUUUAAUAACGUUUUUGUGUAAAUAAAUUGAAAUAUAUUCAAGCAAGAUCGUUCAUAACGUUCGUAUAAAAGGAAUAAAAGUUCAAUGCUUGGUUGUGA
Messenger RNA from Hevea brasiliensis (rubber tree), 3130 nucleotides. RefSeq names its product endo-1,4-beta-xylanase 1. The transcript has 7 exons. Gene Ontology annotation, molecular function: hydrolase activity, hydrolyzing O-glycosyl compounds. Gene Ontology annotation, biological process: carbohydrate metabolic process. NCBI's taxonomy places the organism in Eukaryota, Viridiplantae, Streptophyta, Magnoliopsida, Malpighiales, Euphorbiaceae. Bases 298 to 2991 code for a protein of 897 amino acids. The record is from RefSeq and is a predicted model, not a curated record.